Eimeria tenella is the source of this 1131-nucleotide messenger RNA. RefSeq lists its product as uncharacterized. The coding region runs from base 1 to 1131 and encodes 376 amino acids. The transcript has a single exon. The record is from RefSeq and is a predicted model, not a curated record. NCBI's taxonomy places the organism in Eukaryota, Apicomplexa, Conoidasida, Eucoccidiorida, Eimeriidae.
AUGAUUGACAGCGAAGCAGACAGCAGCCUGAAGCAGCGGCUGCUGAAGGCCCUCAGACUUCCUAAGAGCUUCAGAGAGGCCCUGGGGGCCCCCAGUGGCCCCGCAGACAAGGCAGAAGAGCAGCAGCAGCAGCAGCAGGAGCAGCAGCAGCAGCAGCAGCUGGUGGACGCCUGCGAGGCCUGGGUGCAGCAAUGUGUUGCUCUGUCUUGGGUCACUUGUGCAGCACGGGAGAGGGAGAAGCACCGGCAGGAGAUGCUGCUGCUGCAGCAGCAGAUGCAGCAGCAGCAGGAGCAGCAGCAACUCCUGCUGCAGGACGAAAGGCACCAGCUGCAGCUGCAGCAGCAGCAGCUGCAGCUGCUGCAGCAGCAACUUGAACUCAGGAAGCAAAUCCACAACACCCAACUGCAAGAGAGAGACGCCCUCUGGAGGAAGAGGCUGAAGGAGGCAGUGCAGCAGCAGCAGCAGCAGCAGCAGCGAACACCACCCUCUCCUGCUGCUGCUGCUGAUGCUGUCGGCUCUGCUGCUGAGGAUGCUGCUGAUUCUGCUGCUGCCGGUGCUGUAGAUACAGAUGCUGCUGCUGCUGCUGCUGAAGACGACAAGGGCGAUGCUGCUGCUGCUGCAGCUGUUGCUGCUGAGCCAGUUGUAGAAAAAAGCAGCAACAGCAGCAGCUGCAGCGGCAGCUGCAGCAAAGGUUCGAGCAGCCGGAGGCACCCAACGCCAGGAGGCCCUUUCCACCCCAAGAAGCAGCAGCAGCAGCAGCAGCAACAGCAGCAGCACAGCAGCAGCAGCAGCAGCAGCGCCGAGCGCGUCCGAGCUAGGGCUGCUGCCGUGCUCCACGGUGUCUCCUACAUAAGACUACGAAAAGCAGCAGCACGGCUGCGCCUGCAGCAGCAGCAGCAGCUGCUGCAGCAGCAGCAGGAGAUCGGGCCACAGGAAAACCCUCAGCAGCAGCAGCAGCAGCAGCAGCAGCAGCAGCAGCGGCGGGGCCUGCGGCGGGGCCCUGCGGGCCCCCUCAACAAGCAGCAGCUAAUAGAAGAAAUAAUAAAUUUGUCUUCUGUGUCUCUUUUGUCUCUUUUGGCCAGCAGCAGCAGAGGGGACACUCUGAAGCUGCUGGCAGAGGCAGAGAUUUAG